This is a messenger RNA of Adineta ricciae, 342 nucleotides long. The record is from the annotation of a GenBank genome assembly. NCBI's taxonomy places the organism in Eukaryota, Metazoa, Rotifera, Eurotatoria, Adinetida, Adinetidae.
AUGUCAUUUGAUACUGUCGACAAAGUCAAUCGAGAAUUUGAACGUGCCUACAACAAUGGUCAAGUUAAAGAAGCCGUUGCAACAUAUUCAAAUGAUGCUCGGUUAUUCGCAACAGACAAGCAAGUCUACGAAGGUUUAAGUCAAAUCGAAAAAUAUUACACGGAAGCACGCUCAGCUGGUAAUUCCAAAGUCGAAUUACAUACAGGACAAGUCAUUCCAUGCGGUCCUGAUCAUCUGGUUGAAGUUAGUCAAUAUAAGAUCAACACCGAUGGCGGAAACUACGUUGUUGUCUGGAAAAAGGAUGGCGGACAAUGGAAAAAGAUCAUUGACAUCUUUAACUAA